Messenger RNA from Corvus hawaiiensis (hawaiian crow), 1232 nucleotides. RefSeq names its product glyoxylate and hydroxypyruvate reductase (gene GRHPR). Bases 161 to 1129 code for a protein of 322 amino acids. NCBI's taxonomy places the organism in Eukaryota, Metazoa, Chordata, Aves, Passeriformes, Corvidae. Gene Ontology annotation, molecular function: hydroxypyruvate reductase (NADH) activity; glyoxylate reductase (NADPH) activity; NAD binding. Gene Ontology annotation, cellular component: cytosol. The record is from RefSeq and is a predicted model, not a curated record. The transcript is spliced from 9 exons.
GCGGUGCGGUGGGCGGACUGCUCCGGGCUGUUCCGGGCUCUGCUGGUCUGUCGCGGUCUGUCCCAGGUGUCCCGCUCUGUCCCGGCUGUCCCGUCCCGGUCUGUCCCGGCUGUCCCGGGCGGUGGCGGGGGCGCGGUGGGGCCCGGCGGUCCGAGCGGCCAUGUCGGUGUUCGUGACGCGGCGGAUCCCGGCCGAAGGGCUGCGGGUGCUGACGCAGGCGAGCGGGUUCCGCGUGCAGCAGUGGGACUCGGAGGAGCCGGUGCCGCGGGCCGAGCUGCUGGCGGGCGUGGCGGGGACCCGCGGGCUGCUCUGCCUCCUCUCCGACCGCAUCGACCGCGAGGUGCUGGACGCGGCCGGGCCCGACCUGAAGGUCAUCAGCACUUUGUCCGUGGGCUUCGACCACCUUGCCCUGGACGAGAUCAAGAAGCGGGGGAUCCGCGUGGGGUACACCCCCGACGUGCUGACCGACGCCACCGCAGAGCUGUCUGUGGCCUUGCUGCUGUCCGUGUGCCGCCAUCUGCCAGAGGCAGCAGAGCAGGUGAAGAGUGGUGGCUGGACAACGUGGAAGCCCCUAUGGAUGUGUGGAUAUGGCCUGUCCGACAGCACAGUGGGCAUCAUCGGGCUGGGCAGGAUAGGACAGGCAGUUGCCCGGCGCCUGAAGCCAUUUGGGGUCAGGAAGUUUCUGUACACCGGCAGUGGCCCGAAACCAGAGAGUGCUGCGGAGUUUGGGGCUGAGUUCGUCCCGCUCACCAGGCUGGCCGAGGAGUCAGACUUUGUGGUGGUGACUUGUGCCCUGACACCAGCCACCCAGGGGAUGUGCAACAAGGACUUCUUCAGCAGGAUGAAGAAGACUUCUGUGUUCAUCAACACAAGCAGGGGGGCUGUGGUGAACCAGGAGGACCUGUACGAUGCGUUGGCCAAUGGCCAGAUUGCAGCCGCUGGCCUGGACGUCACGACACCAGAGCCGCUGCCUACUGACCACCGCCUGCUCUCCCUCAAGAACUGCGUGAUCCUGCCGCACAUCGGGAGCGCUACCUACGCCACAAGGAGCACCAUGGCAGUGCUGGCAGCCAACAACCUGCUGGCCGGGCUGCGAGGGGAGCCCAUGCCCCACGAGCUCAAGCUGUGAUGGCCUGACCCUGCUCCAGCAGCGCGGUGGGACAGAUGCCGUGUCGAGGGCCAGCCUGUGCCCCCUCCCCUCAGCCUGAGGAGGAGCCAUUAAAGAGCAGCAG